AUGCUGUUGUUGUUUUUGGAGGUGAAGAAUCGAGCGAACGAUGAUCAAAUGGUCGAUCAAUCUAAGGAGAUUAAAAAAAACAAGGAGAAUUUUGGGCCUUUGAACAUGGAACAGUACAAAUUGCCGGAUGGAUCGUUGGACGGAAAGGAGAUCUUUGUGUGGUACGCAUUCUAUGAUCGCAGAGACCCAGAAGGGCCAAGGAUACGAAUUUUGGCGAACACGGGCCUUGUUGAGACCCGUCCCUUCCCUUUGAUGCCUUUCACAUCACAAUACAAUCCAAAUAAUCAUGUUUACUAUUUGGCUGAGCAUUUAACAACCGCAUUUUGUGGUGUUUGGUCGGACACAAAAUACACGACAAUGAACGACGUUGAUGAGAUUUUUUAUGUGCGAAAUCGGAGUGAAACUCUUCUUGAUGUGGUGAGACGACAAAUGAAUCCGGCUGAAUACCCGGGUGUCGGAGCUCUCAAUCUUGAUCAUCACGGUCUCGGUUUCCCGGAUGAACCUUGGGAUUAUGGUAAAUUCCCGAGAUCGAGUAGACCACAAAAAUACAUCUACCAGACUGAAUAUGCAAAAUUGCCUUGGGUUCACGAGAUGAAAAACUUCUUUGGAAACAAGAAAUCGCAAAUGCUUCCCACAGAGCAAGUGAUCUAUCUUCACAUGCGAAAUGAAAUGACAAAUCUCGAGGGGACACCACGAAUCUAUCCCGAUUUUCAAAUGUUUGAGGAUGAAGCAAUCCCGGAGAUGAGCUUCAUUCUGGAUCAAAUUUUUGGCGACUCUCAGCCGCCAUUCAGAGUUCGAGAAACGAUGCUCGUUCUCAAGAAUUGUACACGACGAGCAAUGCAUGAGAAUCCGGGCGAAGAUUGCCUCAAACCGACCGGAUUAACGUGUUACUCGGCUCUGAAAGAUCUCGAUGAAUGGGUUUAUGCGAAAUCGACUAUUUUUUUGAAUGUUAAAUCAUUUAUUCAAUACGAUUAUCGAAAUGAGAAUCCAAAAAUCCCGGGAAUUAUACUGAAUGAGCUUUUCAAUGGCACUAAUUUACACCUUUCUGAUGGAAGUAAUCUGCUAGAAAGGGCUUACGAUUUUUUCCAUGACGAUAUUGGUUGGGUGAAGAGCUGUAAGAAUAAAAUCAAAUUGACGGAAGAGUGGACAAGAGAUUGGAUCGAGAAUAGUAUCGUCAGAAAUCAAUUAAAUGCAAUAAUGCAAGCCUCAUGUGUUGUUGAUCGAUACUUUCAACGACAUCUCGUUCCCGCAAUGCGUGACACGUUUGGAAUGAGUAAAGAGAAUGUUCGCAAAUUUCGUCAAAGCUACUAUAAAAUCGUGAGUCGUUAUCACAAUGAUCUCAACGCGUGUGUUUGGGCGGCUUUAGGCAAUGAUGGAUACACUCAAUCAUACAAACCGUGGAUGGCUUCAAGAGACACGAUAAUGGUUCAAAUUUUGACCGAAUCCGCAGUGCUGGAUUCCAUUCGUCCACUCACGAAAAACUAUCGACAAACAAUCACAGAAUCAUUCAAAUUUCUUCGACGCAACCUUUCAAAACCACUUUUCGAUUUGAGCACUUUUUUGAAAAAGGGUACAAUUUAUUAUGUCAGU
Mesorhabditis belari is the source of this 1590-nucleotide messenger RNA. NCBI's taxonomy places the organism in Eukaryota, Metazoa, Nematoda, Chromadorea, Rhabditida, Rhabditidae. The record is from the annotation of a GenBank genome assembly.